Molecule: messenger RNA, 1472 nt
Organism: Hippocampus zosterae (dwarf seahorse)
Lineage: Eukaryota; Metazoa; Chordata; Actinopteri; Syngnathiformes; Syngnathidae
Gene: mtch2
Product: mitochondrial carrier homolog 2
Exons: 13
Coding region: 52-957 (301 amino acids)
Biological process (GO): positive regulation of apoptotic process
Cellular component (GO): mitochondrion; membrane
Source: RefSeq, a predicted model, not a curated record
UGUCUAAAGAAAGUGCACAGAAUACCUUCCGGUGGAGCUGUAGCACUAAAAAUGGCGGACACGUGCAGCCAAGUAAUAUUGGGGUCCGGGCUUACUGUCCUGUCUCAUCCUUUGAUGUACAUCAAAGUAUUGGUUCAGGUUGGACACGAGCCACUCCCUCCUACACUUGGCAGAAACAUAUUUGGCAGGCAGGUCUACCAAUUGCCUGGGCUGUUUGCUUAUGCAAAACACAUCAUCAAGAUUGAUGGAAAAGCUGGUCUCUUCAAAGGACUUGGUCCAAGGCUUUGUGCGAGCACCAUCGGCACUGUUGUGCAUAGUAAAAUUGUGCAGAAAUGUCAUGAACAAGGAGCACUUGAGAUUCUGGGAGGUCAGCAGAAGGCUGUGGAUGGCUCCUUACAACAUGUUGUUAAUGAGACAACCAAAGAGAUGAUAGCUCGUUCCUUUGCCACCGUCGUCACACAUCCCUUUCAUGUGAUUACAUUGCGUUGUAUGGUGCAGUUUAUUGGACGUGAAACAAAAUACAGUGGCGUCUUUGAUUCCAUUAUCACCGUCUACAGAGAGGAAGGCAUGCUGGGCUUCUUCACUGGAUUGAUCCCUCGUCUGCUUGGAGAUGUCUUUGCAUUGUGGAUUUGUAACCUGCUGGCUCACUUCAUCAACACCUAUGCGAUUGAUGAUUCGAUGAGCCACACAAGAGAAAUCAAGAACUGCUCUCAGUCUCUGACAGGGUUCUUUGCCAGCAUGCUCACAUACCCUUUUGUUUUGGUGUCAAACCUCAUGGCUGUCAAUAACUGCGGGCUCAUUGGAGGUCUUCCCCCCUAUGCAUCAGUAUAUCCGACCUGGGUGCACUGCUGGAAACAUCUAAGCAGAGAGGGCAAUAUGAGCAGAGGAAACAGUUUAUUCUUCCGGAAACUUCCAGCAGGAAAGCUGUACUCAACUGAUCAGAAAAGAUUUUUUUAAAAGAAAAGCAGGCAACGGUAGUUGUGUGAAUGCAAGUAAAAUAAAUCCAACAAGUCUCAUCUGCGGGGGCUCCCAGUCCAUUAUUUUUUAUGCACUUGUUCCGAUUUAAAGCAUAUUAUAUGCUUUAUAAAUUACAAAGAAUUUCCAAGUCAGUUUUUCGGAUUUGUAAGAACAUGACACUAAAUGGAAUUUAAUGGACCAAGUUAGUAAAAAAGAAAAACUCAAUGUUAUGACAGGUUGAUCGGUCAGCACCCGUCCCUAAUCUAUUUCUUUUCAUACAUGAUUCCUCGACAAUAGACAUUUUUUUUAAACGCGCUUCAUAUUGCAUGUUAAUGAUCAAAUGGGUUUGGCACGUGUUACUGUUUUCGUUUUUCAUAGUAUUAUUGUGGAAUAAGAAUGAUCAUUGUCCAAUCAUGUACUAUACAUGCAUAUGAAACUCCAGAUCUUUCUAUGACGGUUGUCAAGUGCUUCAAUCAGCUGAUUCUAAUACCUAAUAAAAGUAAACUUUGUGUCCA